This is a messenger RNA of Neohortaea acidophila, 1103 nucleotides long. RefSeq names its product mitochondrial outer membrane translocase complex, subunit Tom20 domain-containing protein. Gene Ontology annotation, cellular component: mitochondrial outer membrane translocase complex; mitochondrial outer membrane. Gene Ontology annotation, molecular function: transmembrane protein transporter activity. The record is from RefSeq and is a predicted model, not a curated record. Gene Ontology annotation, biological process: protein targeting; protein import into mitochondrial matrix; tRNA import into mitochondrion. The coding region runs from base 220 to 759 and encodes 179 amino acids. Lineage: Eukaryota; Fungi; Ascomycota; Dothideomycetes; Mycosphaerellales; Teratosphaeriaceae. The transcript is spliced from 2 exons.
GCAGUAAUGAAAGGAGGGAUAGUGUGGAAAGACUAGGCGGAAGGCGUGGGGAGCUUGGACCGCGGGAAUCGUCGCCGAAAAGGGAAAGCAAGCAAGCAAGUCAUCAAAAGUUUCCUGGUCCCAUUCAACAUUUCCAUCUCCUUCCUUCACACCCGCAUGCCAAUUGCGACCACCCUCUGCCGCCCACGAUAGACACGGUACCAUCACAUCGUAUUCAUCAUGGCCUCCACCACCCCAUCUGAGCGCAUUUCCCUCGCGAGCGUUGCGAUUGCCACGACUGGCCUCAUCGCCUCGGCAGCGGUAGCAUACGCCAUCUACUUUGACCACCGACGACGCAGCGAUCCCAACUUCCGCCGUCAUCUCAAACGCCAGCACAAGAAGGUCUCGCGGCUGGAUGAAGAGUCCGCGCUGGCGGCGGAGAGGGAGCAGAAGGACCGGGUGAAGCAAGCAGUGCAGGAGGCGAAUGAGGAGGGCUUCGAGCGCGACCCUGAGAAGACGGAGCAAUACUUCAUGCAACAAGUGGCGCUAGGAGAGCAGAUGUGCACGGAUGGGAGUGACCCGGUCGAGGCGGCGUUGUGUUUCUACCGUGCGCUGAAGGUCUACCCGCAACCCGGCGAGCUGGUUGGCAUCUACGACAAGACCGUUCCAAAGCCAAUUCUUGAUGUCUUGGCCGAGAUGAUUGCCGUGGACCCCAGCAUAUCUGUCUCCGGAUCGCGCAUGGGCUCUGGAUCGGACGAUGGAUCCGAUCGGGUGGAGUAGAGAGGAGAGUGUAAGAGGGAAAGAGAUGGUUCUACCCUUCGGCCGUGUCAUUAAUACAUGCGGGAUUGGCGAGUUGCGUGGUCUCCGACUAGAGGCGGGAACAUACCGUGCAUGGCAGCGGCGUUUGAUGCAAUGCGGGCAGGGGAAGGCCAUCCUUCUGUUCGUACUUUUGACGCUCUCAUCUCAGCAGCGCGCGCCACUCAAGGGCCGGCCCUCUAUCAACGUGGUGUGUACGAUAUACAUUCAAUGGUCAGCGCGAGUUUCAAACGAAGCAACUCGCUGCUUGGCUCCAGACAAAAUGCAGCCUUCUCAGCUUUUACUUCCACAUUUCUUCUAUAGAUUAG